Molecule: messenger RNA, 465 nt
Organism: Naegleria fowleri
Lineage: Eukaryota; Heterolobosea; Eutetramitea; Acrasida; Naegleriidae
Exons: 1
Coding region: 1-465 (154 amino acids)
Source: RefSeq, a predicted model, not a curated record
AUGAAUGUGGAUGCCUUUUGUGAACAAGCGAGUGUGAAUACAAGCGAUGACACCUCUCCUUUUACAAUCUCUCUUACUCCAAAUGAUGUGAUAUUUGCUGUAACCAUUCCCUCUAUGCAAUCCAUCUGUUAUUGCUACAUUCAAACACACACAAAAAUUUGUAUUUAUUUAAUGGCGAGUGAUAUUUAUCCUUAUCCAUGUGCGAUUCCAUUGAUCUUUCAAAUAUACUCUGAAUUUCAUGAGAAGGUUGCAGAAAUGGGAGAUUCAGGAUUUGAGCAUGUCUUGAAUCAAAGAAUUAAGGAAUUAUUUGGAAGGUUUGAUUUGAAAAGAAAAACAACAAACACUCUUAAUCCAUCUUCUAAUGACUCCUCAAUAUUCACCACCAUUCAGGCUCUCGAAGAAUUCCAAUUUGAUCCAGUUCCUUUUGAUCAGAUGCAUGUGAUCGAUCUGAGUGAUUUACUUUGA